Panicum virgatum (switchgrass) is the source of this 1483-nucleotide messenger RNA. Its product is annotated as B2 protein-like. The coding region runs from base 147 to 1157 and encodes 336 amino acids. The transcript has 4 exons. The record is from RefSeq and is a predicted model, not a curated record. NCBI's taxonomy places the organism in Eukaryota, Viridiplantae, Streptophyta, Magnoliopsida, Poales, Poaceae. Gene Ontology annotation, biological process: response to endoplasmic reticulum stress.
CGACCCACCGGGCCGGCGAUAAAGCCUCUCGCCCCACGCGGCGGCACCUCCACUCCGUUCCAUUUCCCACAACCUCUCCCUGACGGCCUGAAUCCCUCUCAUUUUCCGGCCAACUCGCGGCUAUCCGGAAGGAAAACAGGCCGGCCAUGGAGGGCUACGACCGCGAGUUCUGGCAGUUCAGCGACCAGCUGCGCCUGCAGACAGCCGCCUUCUCGGGCCUCUCCCUCGGCGACUCCAUCUGGUCCCCGGCCGCCGCCGGCGCCGACCGCCGCAAAUCCUCCCAGCCCGACGCCGCCGGCCUCUUCGCGUCCCCGCCGCCCGCCAAGAACGACCUCAACGGCAGCGGCGGGCCGGGGCUCAUCGGCUCCGGCAAGCUGGCCUUCGGCGCCACCACCACCAGCAAGGCCGACCGCUACAACCACCUCCCCACCGACAAGGCCGCCGCCGCCGCCGCCUACAGCAACAACAUCGGCAGUGGCUAUGCCAAGAGCAUCAGCAGCAACGGCUUUAAGAUGGGCUACAACAGCAGCAACAACAGCGGCGAGGUGAAGAGCUACUUCAACAAGUCCGCUGGGAGGCCCGCGAGCAACAGCAGCAGCGGGCACCACGGCGGCAAGAAGCACGGCGGCGGCGACUACGGCAAGAAGAAGCACGCCAAGAACGAGGGCGGCGGCAACGGCGCGGAGGCCGCGGACAAGCGGUUCAAGACGCUGCCGGCGUCGGAGGCGCUGCCGCGGGGCGAGGCCGUCGGCGGCUACAUCUUCGUCUGCAACAACGACACCAUGGACGAGAACCUCAGGAGGGAGCUCUUCGGGCUGCCGUCCCGGUACAGGGACUCGGUGCGGGCGAUCCGGCCCGGGCUGCCCCUCUUCCUCUACAACUACUCCACCCACCAGCUCCACGGCAUCUUCGAGGCGGCGAGCUUCGGCGGGACGAACAUCGACCCGACGGCGUGGGAGGACAAGAAGUGCCCCGGCGAGUCGCGCUUCCCCGCGCAGGUUCGCGUGGCGACGCGGAAGAUCUACGACCCGCUGGAGGAGGACGCCUUCCGCCCCAUCCUCCACCACUACGACGGGCCCAAGUUCCGGCUCGAGCUCUCCGUCACCGAGGCCAUCGCCCUCCUCGACAUCUUCGCGGACAAGGACGACGCCGCCUGAAUAUCUAUAAUGCCUUCCUUCGUCAGGCCGCCGAGCAACAAAUAAAGCAGACACCGUAUAUGUAAUGUAGUAGCGUACUAGCAUUGUUAUUAUGCACACCUUUGUUUGAUGCGAGGGCUAUGAGGCAUGCGUCCCAUUGUUUUGUUUCUACGAUGACACUAGCGCGAUGAUUUGCAGAGGAACAGCCCUCGUUUCUGCUCUUGUACUGUAAGUUGUAAGACGUAUCCGGUGCCAUGUACAAAUCACUUUGAGAUCUGUUCCUGUGUUGUAAACCUGAACAUAACGAGUGCCGCUUGGAUGGGAAUUCGUCCUUGCCGACAAUAUGA